Messenger RNA from Cordyceps fumosorosea ARSEF 2679, 1836 nucleotides. Its product is annotated as Basic-leucine zipper (bZIP) transcription factor. Gene Ontology annotation, molecular function: DNA-binding transcription factor activity. Bases 1 to 1836 code for a protein of 611 amino acids. The transcript has a single exon. The record is from RefSeq and is a predicted model, not a curated record. Gene Ontology annotation, biological process: regulation of DNA-templated transcription. Lineage: Eukaryota; Fungi; Ascomycota; Sordariomycetes; Hypocreales; Cordycipitaceae.
AUGCAGUUCUUCGCGCACACUCAGACCCCCGUGGUUUCCGCCGCAAAUACCUCCAACGUCGAUGAGCAGCUGGCCAACUUCUUCAGCCCCAACACGUUAGACACUUCUUCAGAACACUCGCCACACAUGGCCAACAGCCGCAGAGAGUCCUUUGCUACGGGACCGCCGUUAUUUUCUCCCAAGACGGAAGACUGGCAGUCCGUGGAUAUGCAGUCCAUUCCCUCGAACAACCCGUUCGUCGAGCAGCAGGAAGCCUCCAACUACCUGCGAAUGGACCAGCACAGCAGCCAUGCCUUCAGCGCACCCUCAACAAGCUCAUGGGGUAUGGCCGCCCAGACUCCCCUUCCCCAGUUCGACCCAGCGGUGGCUGCUGGCUUUGAGGUUCCUACUUCUGUCUACCAGAACGCUGCCCAUGCGCCCAUGCCCUUUCCCAGCAUGUUUGGCACCAUAACUAGCGAACAGAAGCACGAGCAGGCAUCCCCCAAGAAUGAGUGGUCUGCUACUUCUCAGUCCAUCCAUCAGUCGCCCACAGCUUCUACAGCCACUGCUGCUGCCGUGACUGAUGGGGACCAGCUUGCGCAAGGCGACCUCCGUCGUGAUGGUGUUCGCAAGAGGAAUGCGCGUUUUGAGAUCCCGCCAGACCACAACCUGAACAACAUUGACCAACUCAUUGCCGAAUCUACCAAUGAGGUGGAGAUCAAGGAGCUCAAGCAACAAAAACGCCUACUUCGAAACCGUCAAGCUGCCCUGGAUUCUAGGCAACGGAAGAAGCAGCAUACCGAGAGACUCGAGGAUGAAAAGAAGCAGUAUACGGCAACUAUUGGGGAGCUGGACGUAGAAGUCAACUCAUUACGAAUCCAGCUGGAAGAAUGUCGCCGCGAGUGUCAAAUGUAUAUGCAAUACUGCGAGACUCUCACGUUUCAAAGGGAAGAGAUGAUUCGCAGUCACACUGUCGAAUCGCGCGAGCUGCGCAAGAAAGUCAGCGUGCUCACCGAGAACAUUGCCGCCCUGGAGAAUAACUCUGUGCCCACUCCUGGCCCUACUGGCACAACCAUCAAUGGGCCAUUUGGUGAGGUUGACAGCAUGUGCAUGCCUGGUGGUUGGGACAACGCCAACUUUCUUCAUCAGUAUGGCAUGAUUCCCGAGGCCCCCAAGCAGACCGUUCCGCCGUCAACGUCAAUAGCCAAGAAGGCUCACGCUGGCCCUUCCACGGAAGGCGAAAAAGCGGCCACGCAGGGUGGCUUGCUCUUCAUGCUCUUCCUUGUUGGCGCAUUUGUCAUGUCCAGCCCUUCCCCUCCUGCCAUCCCUCGCGUCUCUGAAGAUGUUCGCUCGGCCUCGGCGGCACUGCUUGACAAUGUCCUGAAGGAGGCCGCCGUGCCCUCAUCUGCCGCUGUGCAGCCCCUCCCGUCCCAGGGUGCCGCGAUCAACUGGGCUGGCAUGUCCAGCAGUGGCCCGAUGACUGGUGUCAUGGCCGACAGUGUGCCUGCGCCGAUGCUGGGUGAGCUCAACGACUUUAUCCAGCCGAGUCGCGCGCAGACCAACGAGCAAGCCUUCUCAAUGUCUGCGGCGCAAUACAAUGGCGUAAGCGAUCAAACGUUCCUGCAGAAUGGGCACCCGGAAAGGUUGUCCGAGCCGAGCCAAGGCCGCAAGAACCUGGCUGCAGCACUGGCUGAGAUCCGCGAAACCAACAAGCAGUCUGGAUCUGCCGAUGUGUAUACGCGUACACUUCUUUGGGACCAAAUCCCGCGAGACAUUGUGCGAGACUUCAUAAAGAUGUUCGCGGAGAACAAUUCCGCACAGAUUGACCCGCAGCAAUGCAACGAAAUCAUGUCCUAA